AUGUAUCAUCCCCGUCGCCCUCGACCUCGCCGCCACGGCGCCGAAUAUGAAGAGGAGGAAGAGGACGAUGAUGGACAACAACUGGAUGAUGAACGAGAACAACAUGACCAAGACGACAACGAACAACAGGCUCCAGAGAGCCCCGGACCCACAGAGUACACGCGUCCGCGACAUACUCUCAGUAGUAUAAAGAUGGCGAUAGUCGGGAUGCUGAUGGAGCUGGACGCCAUGAAGGUCCAGUACGAGCUGCUGGUCUCAGAUCUGCUUCGCUGGAUCAAAACCAAGGUGGUGCAGCUGAACGACCGGAGAUUCCCAAACUCUGUGAGGGAGAUGCAGAAGCUGAUGAUGGCGUUCAAGACCUACAGAACUGUGGAGAAACCUCCCAAAUAUCAGGAGCGUGGAGCGAUUGAAGCUCAUCUGUUCAGUCUGAAGACUCAGCUGGCAGCCAACAACCAGUGGGCUUACAAUCCUCCAGAGGGUAAAACCCUGAGUGACAUAGAGAAGAGUUGGGCUUUGCUGGAGCGAGCUGACAGAGAAAGCAGCUGCUGUCGGGCAGCACUCAGGGAGGGGUACCUGGAGGACACGCUGCGUCUGAUCCGGAGGCAGGACAUCCGCGGUCUCUCCAGCCUGGAGGAGGCUCAGGCAGCCGGCCGGCGUCUGGAGGCGCUGGCCACCGACGCCCUGGCCAGAGAGCCGCGCUUCGCCGCCCUGAGAGACAUGGCCGAGACCAUAGAGAGAGGAAACUACCACAGCAAGGAGCAGGUCAUCCGGAGAGAGGAGAACAUUAGCCAUCGAUGGAAGGACCUACUGCAGCAGCUCCAAGAGCAGAGGGGGCUUCUGGGUAAUGUAGUUGAAAAUCUGAGUGUCCUCCGAGACAUCGAGCUCGUCUCCCAGGAACUGAAAGAACUACAGUCCCAGGCCAGUUCCUCUGACCUGGGGAGACAGCUGGCUGAGGUGGAGUCUCUCCUUCAGAAACAAGAUCUUCUGGAAGCUCAGAUCUCCGCUCACGGUGAAACCAUCACCGCCAUCAGCAGCACGGCGCUGAAAGUGAAAGCGAGAGACGGUCAGCAGAUUCAGAGCAGAGUGAGAGCUCUCGACACGCAGUACAAGUCUCUGGUGUCUCUCAGCGGAAACAGGAGGAGACAGCUGGAGGCUCAGCUGAGGCUGUUUGAGUUCUUCUAUGACUGUGAGGAGGCUGAGGCCUGGCUGUACGAGCGCUGGUUGAGACUGCAGACUGCCGGACUCGGAAGAGACCUGAACCACAUCCAGCUGGCCCAACACAAGCACAAGGCGUUGGAGGCGGAGCUCCAGGCCCAGGAGUCUCUGUACCAGGGGGUUCUGGGUCGAGGUCAGGACCUGCUGUCCAAACAGAGUCAGCCCAAUCAGCGAGCCAUCCAGAAGUGGAUCCGUACCCUGAAGAAGCAGUGGAGCCACCUGACCGCCGAGGCCACGGGACACCGCAACAGACUGCAGGCCGCCGCCGCCAUCAAACAGUACUUUGCAGAUGUGGCGGAGGCCGACUCCUGGCUGGGCGACAGGAAACCGCUGCUGACCAGCGAGGAUCACGGAAAGGAUGAGUCGAGCACGGCCGCGUUGCUGCAGCGCCACCUGCGGUUGGAAAAGGAGAUGGCGGCCUACGCCUCGGAGAUAAAGAGACUAACCGAGCAGGCGAGGAGCGCCGCGCAGCAAACGGCUCUGACCGCGGAGCCUCAGCAGAUUAAGAUGAUCCAAUACAGCGACUCAUCCGGAGACGAGGACGGUCCAGGAGCGGUGACAUCACCGCCACCUAGAGCCGCGGGUGGGGGUGGGGGGGGCUCUGGGAGUGGCCCCUCUCAGAGUGAAGACAGCAGGGCCAAGGUCCGCUUCAGAUACAGCAGAGGUACUAAAGGUCAGUUUCCAUGGGAUCGUAAUGAGAUUGUAACCAUCGUCCACACUGAGCCGGAUGGAGACCGAGUUCUGGCCAGAGACAGCCGAGGAAACCAGCAGCUCAUCCCCAAAACCUACCUGACCCUGCUGCCAGCCACCACUCCUCCCACCAUCCCGCCCGUCUCCACCAAUGGCGCGCCAGAGAGCCCGAGCAGGAAGUUGAAUCGUCCGAGACGCAGCCGCUCGAUGCGUCGCGGCACGGCAGAGAUCCAGACAACAUCGCUGCCAGACCCACAGUACCAGAGAGACACUGUGGAGAGCACGCAGGCCGGCCUGGACCGGGACUACAACUCCCUGUACAACCUGGUCAAGUCGAAGACGAGGAGUCUGCAGGAGAUGCUGCGUCUGCAUCGGUUCUACAACAGCUGCCAGGAGUUUGAGUCGUGGAUGGAGGACAAGGAGAACGUCCUGAACACCUUCAGCACCGACGCCGACAACCUGGGAGUGGUUCAGGCUAAAUACGAGAACUUCCUGACUAAGUUGGCGAGUGGGCGUGGCCAGUUGGAUGACAUCAUCAGCAUGGCGGAGGAGCUGGUGAGGAGCCGACACAGUAAGCAGAGAGAGAUCCAGGCCAGACAGAGGAGCGUUUCCAAAAGGUGGGAUCGGAUCCAGCGGCUGAAAGACGAGAAAGGACACGAGCUGCUGAGCACGGCCGACGUGCAGUCCUUCCUGCAGAGCUGCGCCGAGGCCAAAGCUCAGCUGCACGGCCAGCUGUCCGGCCUGGACACCGUGGACGUGGGCUGCAGCGCCUUCACCCUGCAGGCCGAGGAGAAGAUCCAGACUCAGACCCUCCGAGACAUCCAGACCCUGGAGGCUAAGAUCGCCUACCUGAAGAACGUCGCCAAGAUGAAGCAGGACUGCAGUCCAGCCGAGAGUGCGGCCAUCGUGGAGGAGGUUCAGGGUCUGGAGGCUCUGCUGAAUCAGUUGAAGCGGCAGGCUGCAGACAGACAGCGGCUCCUGGAGGAGGCCCGCGGGCUCCAGAGCUUCCAGCAGCGGGCCAAGGAGCUGCAGCGCUGGACCGGCUCGGUGCAGGACCGCCUCCUGCAGGAGGAGACGGCCGGAGACGUGGCCUCGGCCCUGGCCCUGCUGGACCAACACCAGGAGCUCCGGCUGGAGAUGGAGCAGCACAAGAGCAGAUUGAAAGAGCUGGAGAAGUCGGGGAAGUGUCUUCUGCAGGGCUCGUCCAAUGGGAAGACGGGAGGUGUCGACAUCCAACAGACGCUCGACAAACUCAAGGCUGAUUGGUCCAAGCUUGAUAAGCUGUGGACCAGUAGGAGGGAGUGUUUGGAGCAGGGGGUGGAGCUCCAGAGGCUGAACCAGGAGGGAGACCGGAUCGAGGCGGCGCUGUCCGGACACGAAGCCCGACUCAGGGUCAAAGACGUCGGGGACUCGGUGGACAGUGUCCACAGUCUGCUGGGCCGGCAGGAGGAGCUGGACGGCCUCCUGAGGGCUUCAGACCAGCGCGUGGAUCAUUUCAGCCACCGCAGCCAGGAGCUCAUCAACCAGCAGCACUACGCUGCCAAACACAUCAAGGAGCGGAGCCGGAGCAUCCAGAGGGCCAACAAGUCGCUGAAGGAGAGCAGCAGGCAGAGGAGGAGUCUGCUCCUGGCCUCAAAGAAAUAUCAGGAGUUCCAGAGAGACGCAGAUGAGCUGCUGCUGUGGAUGGAGGAGAAGUUUAAGGUGGCGGAGGACGAGUCGUACCGCGACCCCACCAACAUCCUCCGAAAGCUGAAGAGACACGAGGCCGCGGAGAAGGAGAUGCAGGCUAACCAGGUCUGGCUGGACAGACUGGUUCAGCUGGGGCAGGAGAUGCUCGCUGAAGAGCACUACAACAGCCAGAGCAUCAGCAGGAAGUCGACUCAGCUCGGCAGCCGGUGGAGGAGACUUCAGGACAAGAUGGCCGACAGAGGAGACAAACUGAGACAGGCGGGACAGCAGGAGCAGCUGAUGGAGCUUCUGCAGGACGCCAAGCUGAAGAUCGAGGCCAUCCAGUGGAUGCUGAACAACGCCGCCAAAGGUCACGACCUCCGCUCCAGCCGACAGCUCCUGAAGGAGCAUCAGCAGCUGGAGCAGGAGGCCAAGGAGCUGGCGGAGAAGAUCAACUCCAUCGUGAGCAGGGCCAAGCACCUCGCCUCCAAUCACUUUGACUCCCAGAGGAUCCUGCAGGAGACCGACACCUACCUCACUCUGUUCAAGUCUCUGCAGAACCCUCUGGACCGGCGCCGGGCCCAGCUGGAGGCGUCGGUGCUGCUGUUUGGGUUCUCUCACGACGUGGACCUGGAGCUCAGCUGGAUCUCGGAGCGCCUUCCCGCCUCGGGAUCGACCGGAUACGACAAGUCUCUGGCUGGAGCCAUCAGCCUCGUGCAGAAACACAAGGAGUUGCAGGCAGAAGUAAACGCCCACCGAAAACACCUGAACCACGUCCUGGAGAAGGGGCGGGGCCUGGCCAAAUCCAGCAAAUCAGACGGAGAGGAAGUGCUCCAGAGGUGCACACAGCUGAGUGAAGAGUGGGAGGAGUUAGAGGAGGCCUGCAACAGGAGAGCAGCUCACCUGAGCAAGGCCAUCACCAGAGAACAGCUGCUGUUGGACUGCUCGGAGCUGGAGUCCAGGCUGACUGAGACUCUCACUCUGGUGAACACCGACGACUACGGCAAAGACCAGCUGGCCACACAGAGCCUCCUCACCAAACACCAGGUCUUGGAGGGCCAGCUGGAGGUGCUGGAGGUGGAGGUAGAGGAGUUAGGAGACCAGGUGGAGCAGGCAGUUCAGACCUGGAGCCUGGAGGAGCUCAGCAGGCCCUACAGUCGCCUCAGCAGCCUGAACCAGCAGCUGCAGCACCAGGCGGCUCUACGGGGUCAGAGGUUAAAGGAAGUCCUCCAUCUCCACGAGUUCAGCCGAGAGUCGUCCGAGUUGGACGACUGGAUGAACCAACAGAGACAGACAGCCGAGUCCCAGGACCUGGGCAACGACUACCAACACGUACAGUUGCUGCGGGGGAAGUUUGAAGGUUUCCUGAAGCAGCUGGAGGUCGGAGAGGAGAGACUGCAGAGCUGCAGCGAGCUCGCUGCUCGACUGAUCCGCCAAAAACAUCCACAGAGGUCUGCAGUCAGAGAGUCACUGCAGCAGCUCAGUGCAUGCUGGGAGGACUUGAAGGGCGUGGCCAGGGAGCGUCAGGAUCAGCUGCAGAGAGCCGAGGAGUGUUACCGCUUUUACCAAGACCUGAGCGACGCGCUGACACUCAUCCAGGAGCGACAGAAGAGCAUCCCUGACGACGUGGCGAAGGAUGUGCGAGGAGUGAUGUCACAGCUGAGGAAACACGAGGCUCUGCUCCACGAGCUGGCUGUCUCCGAGCAACAGUUGCAGGAGCAGCUGGACGACGUCCGACCUUCCUCCUUCAAGGAGGAGCUAAAGCUGGCGCGCCAGAGAUACUCGUUCCUCAACACGGCGCAGGAUUACUUCCUGUGGUGCAGCCAGCUGAUUGGUGCGAUGGCGGCCGAGGAGAGCAUCAGCGACGUGGCGACUGCCGACCUGCAGCUGGCCCAGCACCAGCAGCUGUGGGCCGAGAUGGAGGCCCGGCACGAGACGUACCAACAGGCUCGGGACAUGGGGGAGGAGCUGCAGACACAGGACAGGACCAACAGGAAGGAGGUGAGGCCUGAACAAGGGGGGGGUUACGUAGUGCUAGACAAACUGGAGGACCAGUGGAACCAGAAACAGAGCUGGUUAGACAGCGUUCACCUGGAGCAGGUCUUCUACAGAGACGCUAACAGCAUGGACAAAACGUCCAGCUCUCAGGAGGUCCUGCUGCAGAACAGCACUCUGGGAAACACGGUCGACGAGACGGAGGGUUUGAUCAAACGCCACGAAGCUUUUGAGAAGCUGCUCAGCUCGCAGGAGGACAAGCUGUCCUCUCUGAAGGAUCUGUGCGAGCGGCUGAAGAAGCAGCUGAGCAGAGAGAAGAGCGGACGGGUCAGAACCAAACUCAAAGCCCUCCUCCAGCGACGGGACAGGAUCAAGGAGCUGUCCGUCAAACGCAGGGAGGAGCUGGAGCUCUCCAGGACGCUGUGCAUCUUCAACCGAGACGUUGCCGAGGCCGAGGAGUGGGUGUCUGAGCGGAGGCAGAAGAUGGCCGAGGACGGGAAAGCCGACCUGAGCAACCUGCAGGCCAAGAUGAAGCUUCUCCAGAAACACCAGGUGUUUGAGGCCGAGAUCCUGGCGCACCGAGAGAUCAUCAGCUCCGUGCUGCGGGCCGGAGAGGAGCUGGUCUCCCUUCGACACCCGAGGUCCAAGGAGGUGAAGAGGAGCGCAGCCGCCCUGCAGCUCCACUGGGAGGAGCUGAAGAAGGCCAUGGCCACCCGAGGGAAAGAUCUGGAAGAUAACAGGGACUUCCUGGAGUUCUUGCAGAAAGUGGAAGAGGUGGAGGCCUGGAUCAGACAGAAGGAGGUGAUGGUUAAUGUCGGAGAUGUUGGGAAGGAUUAUGAACACGGAGUUCAGCUGCUGAAGAAACUCGGCGAGUUCAGGGGAACUGGAGACGGGGACGUGACCGUGGACGACGCUCACAUCACCGCCAUCAACAGACUGGCGGCCCGGCUGGAGAAGAGACAGAGCGCCGAAGAACUGCUGACUGUUCGACAGAGGAGACAGCGGCUCAACGACCGGUGGAGCAAGUUUCACGGAGAUCUGAACAAUUACAAGAGGAAGCUGGAGGGGGCGCUGGUGGUGCACGCUCUGAUCAGAGAGCUGGAGGAGGUCCGAGACAGAGCCAACGAGAAGAUGCUGCUGCUGCAGGGUCAGGACUGUGGGUUUGACGUGGACAGCGUGGAGAAUCUGAUGCGCCGCCACGAGGAAACGGAGCGAGAGGCCGGCGUCAUCCUGGAGAGGUCAAAGGCUCUGGAGACGGAGGUGUCGGACCACCUGAAGGCCCGAUCGGUGAUGAGCGACAAGCUGAAGAACAAACAGAAGGAAGUCCAGAAAGCUCUCAGGACUCUGGACCAGCAGGUGGAACUCAGGAAGGAGAAGCUGCAGGAGGCCCACCAGCUGCAGCUGUUCAAAGCCAACCAGCGCCUCCUGCUGGAGUGGAGCGUCAAACAGAGCGGCGAGAUGGCGGAGAAAGGCCUUCCCAAAACCAGAGCCGAGGCCGACCGGCUCAUCCUGGAGCAUCAGGACUGGAAGACGGAGAUUGACGCCCGCGGCGAGCGCAUCGACUCAGUCCGGGACUUCGGCCUGGGUCUGAUCCGAUCGUGUCACGGUUCCAAGGCGGAGAUCCAGAAGGCCCUGAAACAGCUGGAGGAAGCUAAAUCCGGACUGGACCGAGCCUGGCAGAACCGCAGCACGACCCUGGAGCAGGCCCGAACCCUGCAGGUCUUCCUGUCUUCUGUAGAGCAGUGUGAGAGCUGGCUCAACAACAAGGAGGCCUUCCUCUCCAACCAGGACCUGGGGGAAGCAGAGAAGCUGCUGUCUGAGUCUGGAUCAGCUGACGUGAAGGUUGGACCUCGACUCAAAGAGCUGGAGGACAGCUGGGACGCUCUGGUCCACAACUGUAAGGAGAAGAAAACCAGACUACAGGAGGCCUACCAGGCGCUGCAGUUCCAGCGUUGGCUGGACGACAUGGAGCAGUGCGUGGGCUCAGUGGAGAGCGAGCUGACCAAUGAGGACUGCGGGAGCGACCUGCCAUCCGUCAACAGGCUGCUGAAGGCUCUGCAGGGCCUGGAGGAGGAGGUGGACGGACACCGAGACAGAAUCCAGGGUCUGGUGGAAACAGCCAAGAGCUUCCACUCUCAGGGAAACUUCCUGGCGGAGGAGAUCCAGACCAGAGUGGCCCACACCAUCAACAGGUACAACAGUCUGUCGGAGCCCCUGCAGAGCCGGAGGGAGACCCUGGAGGCCUGGCAGGUUCUGUUCCAGUUUUACAGAGACCUGGAGGAGGAGGUGGCCUGGAUCAGCGACAGACUGCCCUCCGUCACGGCUAAAGACUGGGGGAGCUCGCUGAGCAGCGCCCAGCAGCUGCUCCACAAACACCAGGCUAUGAUGCACGAGAUCUUAAGCCGCGCCCCAUUGGUCCAGGCAGUUCAGGAGGCGGGGCAUAGUCUGGUCAGAGGUCGCCAUUUUGCGUCUCACGACAUCCGGGAGCGUCUGGAGGAGCUGAAGAGUCUCCGCGAGACGCUGAUGACGGAGGCGGAGAGGAAGGGGAAACUCCUGCAGGAGGCGCUCAGCAUCCACUCCUUCCUCAGCGAGGUGUCAGAGCUGGAGCUGUGGUCUGAGGACCAUCAGGCUGGUCUGGAGUCCCAGGACUGUGGGCGUAGCGAAGAGACUACAGAGGCUCUGCUGCGGAGGCUGGACUCUGUGGACGGAGAGCUGGACAACCAGAGGAGGACGCUGGAGAGACUGCAGGAGACCGGAGCCUCCCUGCAGCAUCUCGGACACCCAAACAGCCACCUGGUCAGCGAGUCCCUCCCAGGAGUCCUCGAACGCUUCGAGACUCUCCUCCGACUGUCCGCCGCUCGCCGCGCGGCUCUGGAGGACCAGCUCCGCCUCUACGUGUUUGAGAGAGAAGCCAAAGAACUACAAACAUGGCUGACUGCCAAGAAGGCUGUGGCCGAGUCGAAGGACUGCGGACAAGAUCUGGAGGAUGUCGAGGUCCUCCAGAAGAAGUUGGAGGUUCUGGUGUCGGAGAUGUCCAGUCUGGGUCGCAGCCGGCUGACCUCGGUGCAGCAGCUGGGCCGAGGGCUGCAGCGGGACGGCCCGGCCCGGAGGAGGGACGAUGCCCUCAGCCGGCUGUGGGACGAACUCAACAGCAGCAUCCGGACCAGAGAACAGAACCUGCAGUCAGCGAGGGAGGUUCACCAGUUUGAUCACGACGUGGACGAGCUGAAGGGCUGGAUGGCGGAGAAGGAGGCGGUGCUGGACUCGGAAGACCAGGACCACGACCACGACCACGACCUGCACUCCAUCCAGACUCUGCUGAGGCAACACGAGGCGCUGGAGGUGGGAAAGUCAUCCAAAUAUACCACUACAGAAAUGCUGGUCUUUGCUGUGUCCCACUGUCUGUGCUGGUCUUUGCUGCGUCCCACUGUCUGUGUUGGUCUUUGCUGCGUCCCACUGUCUGUGCUGGUCUUUGCUGCGUCCCACUGUCUGUGUUGGUCUUUGCUGUGUCCCACUGUCAGUGCUGGUCUUUGCUGUGUCCCACUGUCUGUGUUGGUCUUUGCUGUGUCCCACUGUCUGUGCUGGUCUUUGCUGUGUCCCACUGUCUGUGUUGGUCUUUGCGGUGUCCCACUGUCUGUGCUGGUCUUUGCUGCGUCCACUGUCUGUGUUGGUCUUUGCUGUGUCCCACUGUCUGUGCUGGUCUUUGCUGCGUCCCACUGUCUGUGUUGGUCUUUGCUGUGUCCCACUGUCUGUGCUGGUCUUUGCUGUGUCCCACUGUCUGUGUUGGUCUUUGCGGUGUCCCACUGUCUGUGCUGGUCUUUGCUGCGUCCCACUGUCUGUGUUGGUCUUUGCGGUGUCCCACUGUCUGUGUUGGUCUUUGCGGUGUCCCACUGUCUGUGCUGGUCUUUGCUGUGUCCCAGGACCUGGCUGAGGGAGGUGCUGUCUCUGGUUCGAGGGGAGGCACUGAGCGUGGAGGGAGCGGACCUGGAACAGCUCCUUAAAAAGCACGACGAGUACCGAGUCCAGAUCGACCGACAGCUCGGCAAAUCACAGGCCGUGAAGGAGGAAGGGGGGCGCCUGAUAGAGGGAGGGAACUUCAUGUCCCCAGAGGUGGAGGAGCGUGUCUGUGAGCUGGAGGAGCUGGAGCUGCAGGUGGAGAAGGUUUGGGAGGAAACCAGGCUGCUGUAUGAGGAGGAGCAGGAGGUUUCACUCCUGCAGAGGGAGCUGGAGCAGGCCGAGCGCUGGCUGAGCUCCUACGAAAACACACUGAUGGCCGAGGACUUCGGGGACUCGGUGUCUGAUGUGAUGGAGCUCCUGAAGAGGCAGGAGGACUUGGAAGCUAUGAUCCAGGCCCAGAGCGACCGCUUCAUCGCACUACAGCAGAAGAAAACACAGAGGGAGAAGAGACUUCAUGGAAGUGAGAACACGGACCUUCAGGAGAGAAAACCUCCAGGCAGAGUUUCCUCUCUGAGGAGUAAACCGUUGGACCCAAAGACCCCGCGGACCUCCUCCUCCAGGGACAUCGUGCGUCGAGUCAGCAGCGGCAGGAAGCCGGACAGGCCAAUCAGAUCGUCCAUGUGGGACAAGAAGACCUCCACCAGUCCCCCAAAGAGCCCGUCUCUCCACCCUGCCCUGGACUCAAGCUGGAAGAAACUGGAGGCAGGAGAUGACGCUGACGGUCCUCCUGCUUGUCCCGACGCCAGCCCGAUUUUAGCGAGACUUCAAAGCCGCCAAUUAAACUCGACACCUGGCUCUCCACUCAGAACAUCACCUCCACACCUUGCCUGUCAAACCUCUGUCUCCUCUUCAUCUCCCGAGGAAGACGGACAUCCAAAAUUCAAACCUGCUUUGUCUCCAAAGCCAAACAUUUCGUCCCCUAAAACCUCAGUCUCUUCUUUAUCUCUUGAGGAUGAUCCCAGAUCCAAACCACUUCUGGCUCCAAAGCCCAGAAUCUCGCCUAACGUCCGCUCUGAGCCCCCAAACCAAACGGAGAAAGCUGCUACGCCACCUGGCUCGCCUCCACCAAUCAGAGAGCUCGUUGCUCCGACUGGACCACCGUCUCCGCCCGUCGCAGAAAGAGGUUUCUUUCCCCCUGAAUCACAACCUUAUUCAACGGGGAAAGAGCUAGACAGCGAGCCUGAUCCUCCCGAUUCUCCACCACCUGACUCCCCGGCUGCUGCACCAAUCACAGAGCAGGAUACCGAGUCAGCUGACCUUGCUCCUCCAACGCGUGAGGUGACUCCAUCUCCUCCUCCUCCGCAGCGGCAGAGGAAGUUAGAAGAUCUGCCGGAGGAAGAACGCAGCACAGAGGUAACGGCAGAGCAGCCAAUUAGGAUGGAGGGGAUGCUGGAGAUCAAACUGAAACAAGGAGGAAACAAGGGUCUGGAGCACUGGGAGGAGGUGUUUGCCGUCCUGGAAGGAGAGACGCUGAGCCUGUUUAAAGACCGAGCGGCUGCCGCAGAGAGGGCCUCUAGGUGGCCUCCUAUCAACAUGGACGGAGUUGUUUGCAGGGAGAACGUUUACUACAGGAGGAAGGAGAACACGUUCAAACUGAUACUGCAGGACGGCAGUCAGUACCUGUUUGCAGCGUCCAGCAGAGAACUGCAGCUGCUUUGGGUGAAAAAACUCCAAAACUGCUCCGAAUCUGCCAGCAGCGACUCUGACGACUCAGGGAGAGCGUCAUCGGUCAACCUGAGUUUGGAGAAGUUGGCCGAGGCUCCAGACGAUUCGGCUUCGACCAAACAGCUCGACAAGAGAGCUGAGAGCCUGGAGAGACGAUCGUCCACGGAGGGCCAGCCUCCUCCCAAACCGCCCCACACGUACUACGACAAGCACCACUACCCAGAGGAAGGGGAGAGCAGCACAGAUGCAGAGAGCCGACAAAAGCAGCCUCCUCCUCCUCUGUCCACCGACACCCAGGACCCCCCAACUGUGACCCCCCAGCUUACAGACGACAACACGGGCAAGUCAAGACGGAGCAUCUUCAGGAAGAUUUUCCCCAAGAAGUAAAGCUUGUCAAGUUUAGUUUAGUUUACUAACUAAGAAGUAAAUCUUUAUCGACUCAAUCAAUCCAUCCAGUCACUUUUCUUCAUACUGGGAAGCCAAAUGGUGCCAUGACAAAGAUGUUAAUAUUGAAAUAAUAAGGUUUCACCCCCCAGAAUCGGGGUACAAUUUCCAGCCCUGACACUAGAUGAGGUGUUAUCGAAUGCCAAGUGAAAAUAAUCGUACAUACAAAGUGCUUUUAUUUAAGUGCCUCGCAGAAAAUAAAGAACCCAGGGACUGAAAAAAGGUGAUUAUACAAUUCUCUAAUAAAUUCUCUAAUAAAAAUCUUUGAAAUUAGUCCAGUACUGACUGAGAACACUUUAACCGGCAGCCAUAAACGGGGCUGUUAUGUAACCCUACAGGACAAAUGUUCAGCAUCAGUUAGGGUCCACUAAAAGUUGUGUUUUUGCCACUGACAGACUCUUAUUAUUCUGAU
Messenger RNA from Perca fluviatilis (European perch), 12046 nucleotides. RefSeq names its product spectrin, beta, non-erythrocytic 5 (gene sptbn5). Lineage: Eukaryota; Metazoa; Chordata; Actinopteri; Perciformes; Percidae. Gene Ontology annotation, biological process: actin cytoskeleton organization. The coding region runs from base 1 to 11577 and encodes 3858 amino acids. The transcript is spliced from 72 exons. Gene Ontology annotation, cellular component: plasma membrane; cortical actin cytoskeleton; cell junction. The record is from RefSeq and is a predicted model, not a curated record. Gene Ontology annotation, molecular function: actin filament binding.